This is a messenger RNA of Electrophorus electricus (electric eel), 1877 nucleotides long. RefSeq names its product vacuolar protein sorting 36 homolog (gene vps36). NCBI's taxonomy places the organism in Eukaryota, Metazoa, Chordata, Actinopteri, Gymnotiformes, Gymnotidae. Gene Ontology annotation, molecular function: ubiquitin binding; phosphatidylinositol-3-phosphate binding. The record is from RefSeq and is a predicted model, not a curated record. Gene Ontology annotation, cellular component: ESCRT II complex; late endosome membrane. Gene Ontology annotation, biological process: protein transport to vacuole involved in ubiquitin-dependent protein catabolic process via the multivesicular body sorting pathway.
GUAAACAUUCUCUUGCAAGGAAGCCUCACGUACAAAAUGUAUAAAUUCUAAUUUAUGUAUCUUGAAAUAAAGAUUUACAAAAUAAAAUGGAUCGAUUCAUGUGGACAAAUGGUCUCCUUGAAAUGAACGAAACCUUAGUGAUUCAGCAGAGAGGUGUCAGACUCUAUGACGGAGACGAAAAGGCGAAACUCGAGGUCGGAGUCGUCCUGCUGAGCACGCAUCGUUUACUUUGGAGGGAUCUAAAGAAUCAUGAAUGCUGCAUAUGUAUACCGUUGUCUCAGAUCAUAUUCUUUGAGGAGCAGGCCGCAGGCAUUGGAAAGAGUGCCAAGAUUGUCAUUCACCUGCACCCAGCCCCUGCCAAUAAAGAGCCAGGGCCCUAUCAGAACAGCAAGUUCUCCUAUAUUAAAUUAUCCUUUAAGGAACAUGGACAGAUUGAGUUUUACAGACGCUUAACAGAGGAGAUGAUUCAGAAGAGAUGGGAGAGCACACCGGCCUCACAGCCCAUUACAGCAACAGCUGGAUUGAAGACGGGAAGGACGCGCGCAGUAGGGAUUGUUGGCAUCGAGCGGAAGCUGGAGGAGAAGAGGAAGGAGACUGACAAAAACAUUUCAGAGGCCUUUGAAGAUCUCAGCAAGCUUAUGGAGAAGGCCAAAGAGAUGGUCGAGCUCUCCAGGUCCAUUGCCAGCAAAAUCAAGGACAAACAGGGUGACAUCACGGAGGACGAGACUAUCCGCUUCAAGUCCUAUUUGCUGAGCAUGGGCAUUGCCAACCCAGUAACCAGGGAAACGCAUGGCUCAGGCACACACUACCACAUGCAGCUCGCUAGACAGCUGGGAGAUAUACUACAGGCACCGCUGGAGGAGCGAGGCGGUAUGAUGGCCCUCACGGAGGUGUACUGUCUGGUGAACCGAGCCCGGGGGAUGGAGCUUCUCUCUCCAGAGGACUUGGUCAAUGCCUGCAAGAUGUUUGAGUCUCUAAAGCUCCCUCUGAGAUUGCGGGUGUUUGACAGUGGGGUGAUGGUGGUUCAGCUGCAGUCUCACAGUGAAGAGGAGAUGAUAGCAUCUGCCAUCGACAGUGUAUCUGAAAAGGGCUCACUGACAGCGGAGGAGUUUGGCAAGCUUUUAGGACUAUCUGUUCUCCUUGCGAAAGAGAGACUGCUGCUGGCUGAGAAGAUGGGCCAUCUGUGCAGAGACGACUCCGUAGAAGGACUGCGUUUUUACCCCAACUUAUUCUAAGGAGCCGCUCGCUCGCUUGAAAUGGCUGUUUCUGUUAGACUCUCUCCCUCUGGCUUUACAGGGCCCUCUGGGCAGAACAGAACACCUGCAGAAUGGACCUGCUCAGUGACCUGUCUGGAUGGUCGGUUGGUUUAGAUGCUUAUUUUAAUGUACUUGGUGCUUUAUAGAUAGGGUAAGGCAGUGGUGCUUAUCCCAGUCACUGGUUCAAACAGGUCUGUAUGUAAAAUAUAAACACUGUCACAGAAUGAGGUGUAAUGGGUUAUCUUAGAUACUGCAGCUCCAACACAGGACCAUGGCUGAGAUCCUGAAUAAUGGGGCAGAAGAGAGGUGGAUCCAAGAGAAUUUUGCUCUGCUUAAGUCAAAUGUGAGCAUCCAAGAGACUUCUUAGGUACAUUUUACAAAAUCUAUAUCUAGUCACUGUUGCCACACUUUUUCAGCAAGGUGUAUUAAUGUAAUGGUGUAUAUCCUUUGUUAUCUGAAUAAAGUGCAGUACCUUGCACUGUCUUGUAUAGCUGAGACUUGUCUUUUUUUUUCUUUUUUUUUUAAGAAAUAGAACAUUUUGAAUAAACUUUGCAGCUAACUAGAUCAUCCUAUUUUUGUUUCAUCACAUGGUUGAGAGAAUAAAGGCAUAUCAUAAAUGUA